AGCUGGUGAUGUGAGAUGGAACACGGAGCAGCAUGGCUGGCAGAUGACAAUUUCUAAGGUAAAUGCUGUGGAACGAUACCUUGCAACUAGGCUCCUUAUUUGUGAUCCACCCUGAUUUCUCAGCUGCCUGAGGGGCAGGACAAGCUGGUGUUCUGUCUGAUGUGUACCGUCGGGAUCAUCCACAGCAGGUUCACUUGCCAUCAGCAUGGAUCCCCUGGUGCUGGUUCAUAGGGUGUUACAGACUCAUAUAUCACAGUUUCACUCAGCUUUAUUUUUUGUGGCUUUAUGCAUCCAUGACUGUGUAUACCAAGAUGCUCAUCUUGGCAAGGGACUGCACUAAAGCUAAAGGAGCAGUGACAGCUUGUACUGGCUAAGGCUUUGGCUAAAUUAAAAUACUUUCCUUCUGCAAUAUUUCUGUGCAAUUGUGAAUAAUGAAAUGGAAAGGAUGGUGGGUGUAGGCUCCCUGGCUUACAGGAAGAUUCCUGGAAAACAGGUACUGAAAGUUUCGGGCCGGAGGUUUUCCUGUGCUCUCAGUAGGUGCUGCCCAGUGCUGCCCUGAGGAAAAGCAGGUUGGGAAGGGAGGUGCUGCCCUGAGGAGCAGUGCUGGGAAGGCUGCUGCCCCUUUCCUGCGGGGUGUCAGGGUGAGGCUCGUCACAAGGCCUGCUGUGCUUUCCCUGCUGUGGCCGCCAUGGAGACCUUGUCCCAGGACUCUCUGCUGGAGUGCCAGAUCUGCUUCAACUACUACAGCCCCCGCCGGCGGCCCAAGCUGCUGGACUGCAAGCACACCUGCUGCUCCGUGUGCCUGCAGCAGAUGAGGACCAGCCAGAAGGACCUGCGCUGCCCCUGGUGCCGUGGCAUCACCAAGCUGCCUCCGGGCUACUCUGUGUCCCAGCUGCCCGACGACCCCGAGGUGAUCGCCGUCAUCGCCAUCCCGCACACCUCGGAGCACACGCCCGUCUUCAUCAAACUGCCCAGCAACGGCUGCUACAUGCUGCCCCUGCCCCUCUCCAAGGAGCGGGCGCUGCUGCCGGGAGACAUCGGCUGCCGCCUGCUGCCCGGCGGCCAGCAGAAGUCGCUGACGGUGGUGACGAUCCCCGCCGAGCAGCAGCCGCUGCAGGCCGGCCUUCCCGCCGAGGCGGGCGCGGAGGAGCCGGACCGGAGGGGCGCCGUGAAAAGCUCCACGUGGUCGGGGGUGUGCACCGUCAUCCUGGUGGCCUGCGUCCUGGUCUUCCUGCUGGGCAUCGUCCUCCACAACAUGUCGUGCAUUUCCAAGCGCUUCACGGUGAUCUCCUGCGGCUGAGGCGGCGGGGCUGCGCUCCCCCGGGGCUCGGCUCGGCGGUGGUUUUGAGCGAGACGGUUCCGUGCAGCUUUCCCCAGUGACUGCAGGACGCUGUGCCGGGGCAGCCGUGCCCGGUGGCGUCCGGCCUCUCGGCAGCCUGCAGAGAAAACCACGUCCCGUGUCUGGCGGCAGUGGCACUGAGGAGGACUGCAUGUGUCACUGCAACCAUUUGUCAAAGGGACUGCAACUUCACGGUGAUCUUUUUUUAUUGUGUUACCAGAUUAAAGACCUCUAUGUAGCUGGUUAUACUGUGAAGUAUACAGUAUGGGCUCUUCUUUCAAAACAGUGUAUUAAAAUCAAAACUGCUCCACGUAGAAUUAAACAAGAACUGGCGCACAACUGUACGAGGGGUUCAAUACCGGUCCACACAUGCAUUAUUUUUAAUGAGGGGAGGGAGGGAGACUCGUGAAAUGGAGAAAUCAUUUAGCUGGUAAAGCAUUUUAUAUGUUCUAAAUGGCAUGUUAAUUAAACCAAGUUAGGGAGUUGUACAAUAGUUUUUAAAAGGAAGCAUUUUACAAGCAAUCGUUUCCUUCCUUGGUGUCUGUUUUUUGCCUCUUUUUUUUCCCCAUUUCUUUCAACUACAAGAAAGUGGUACUUCCAGCAUCUUUUACUUGCAGGAGCUUUCAAGAAGGGAUGCAGAGUGGACUAGAAAGAAUACCUAAAAGUUCAGUCAAAACAGUUCUGCCUAACUGGCUUUAUGGGAGGGAUGGCUUUGCAUGGUAAACAUUGGACAUGCUGUUUUACCUCCAGUCUGGCUGCAGACUUCCUGAUGACCUGGCCUGCAUAGCAUUAGUGAAGAAAUGGGUCAUGAGAAGUCCUAGGACUCCUGUGAGGAUGUGUAACUUAUUGCUCUUAAUUUUCUUUUUCUGCAGGUUAGGUUUACUUAAUUGUUUUUGAAGAGUUUAGACCUAUUUUGCCUCCUUCUUUCCUCGGAGUUGCAACUAAUGCACUAAUGGGUAGUGUGACAGAGGUGUUGCUCUAAGAAAAGUUCACCAUUAAAACUGAGACCAAGGACUCUUGUAUGCAGUCAUCUAGUAAGAGGUAGUGGUGUAUCUUGGAGAAGAAUCCAGGCCAGCCUAACCUCUUACUGGGUGGGCGACCCCUCCUAAACUUCUGUGGCUGUCCUGGUGUCAGAAUGUCUGGGUGAGCGUAACAGAGCCUCUUCCCAUGUUUCAGUCUUGCUAAUGUUGAUGAUGUCAUAAGGAUAGAUUUGAAAAACAAACACAGUAAGUGUCUCCCUCCACCUGUGACUGUCAUGAAAGCCCAGUCAUUUGCAGUUCACUUCUUGGGAAGAGCCAAAUUCCUGAAUGUUCACUGCAGUAGCACCUUGCUCUAAGCAGUCCCACUGUACUACUUAGAAUUACUGCUUGUAAGUAGAGCCCAGUGUGAAUUUGGAUAUUUGGCAAGUCUGAUUGCUGAAACUUACAUGAGAUUUAGGGAUUGGAUCAAGGGGCACAUGGCAUGUCUUUAAUAAGACAGAAAAAACUGUUGAUUUGCACUGCUUCUUUUUGUAAGUACAAGGCACAACCUCCCUGAAGCGUGUCUACCUACUGCUCUUUCCAAAUCUUGGAGAUUGCUGAAUGCCAUAUUAUAACAUAGUUUUGACUAUGCAGUGCCCAAGUUAGCUCCAUAGUCAUCCUUGCUUUUCUGGUUUUGUCACAAAAUCCAGUUGCCGAUUCACAAUAAACAUUCUCAGCUCACACUUCUGUCAGGAACAUGCCUCUGACUUCAUGCUGGAUUUCUUUACUUCCCUGUUUCGAAACCACCGUUUUCUUCCUUGUUUCCUGUUAACUGAAGAAUAGAAUAUAGGGUGCUUAGUUAUGAUGAUGUGUGUUUGCUCAUGUGUGGAGAGGAACCAUUGUGCUGAUUUUUAUCUACUGUCAUCUAUAUGCAUAACACAGGGGAGAAAAAAAAGUUUUCAGAAAACACACUCAAUGCCUUUUUUGUGCAAGGCCCAUGUGCAGUAUGCCUUGAUCCUGGCUUGCAAAUAUUGUAAUUACACGGACACCUCUCUGCAGCAUGUUUCAUUUGGUUGCAGUAGGGAACACCAGGUAUUCCCCAAUGUGUCUUGUGAACGUGCUCGUCUCUCGUUGCCAGUAGCUAGCCAGAUUUCUACUGACGUCCAUGCUCUGCUGCUUAUUGUGUAAAGGAAAGCCAGUUCACAAACAAUCCUGCCUUUUAUAAGAUUCCUGAGGAACUGACCAGACACAGGACUUGACCCUCUACUGCCUUAUCCUGUAGCAAUUGCUGGGUGUACCAGAAGCUUAUGGCAUAGGUGAAGGAUGCUCUGAGAACAGUGCUGGUGCAUUUUGCGCCAGCUCCUGCCUGUGUUUAUCUGAGUUGAAUGCACAAAAGCGCAAGGCAGUCCAGGAGCAGGUCCUGGCCACAGCGUGGUGGUAACGUUACCUCCUUCCAGCCAUACCUGCCCAACUGAAGCUCUUGAGGCCGAGGAUUCUCUGACAUUGCAAAGAAAGGCCCUCUCCAUCUCCAUAUGGAGAGUGCAGAAUAAAAGGGGAAUCAGAAAUUAGGUUAAAAUACCACACUGCAUAACACAUUAUCCAACAGGCAGACCUGGAGUUUAUCCGGAAUUAGUGACGUAAGUGUUACAUUAGCAGAAUACCAUGGUGUACUACGUAACAUGGUACAUUGUUUCGUUAAUAUGAAUUUCCUGUACUUUUGUGCCUGCUGAAAUGCAUGUUUGACCUAAUUUCUGAUCCAGACAUUUGCCUGCUCACAGCCUUGUGUAAGAGCAAUAAGUAAAACCUCAAGAUUCUUGCCUGCGUGUACGCGCAUGGUGUGUAUGUUCAUUCCUUUUUAUAAAUAAGAGUUCUGGAAAAGUUUUUGUUCUGGCUUUAGACUGUGACUAGAAUUUUAAACUUGCAGUUGUCAUAUAUGUUAGAUCACCUAGCUUUUUUGCUGACUUGUGUAGAAAUGAACUAAAUAGUUUGUUGUAAUGUACAGUGUUAAAAUGUUUCUCAAGUAUGUCAAUAGUCAUACUACUUUAAAAAUGCAGUGCAGUCUGUUCCAUUCCUUGGUUCAAUACCUGGCAUUAAAAAUUGAUACUGCUAAAUUUUUUUAAUUAUUAUUUUAAAACAACAGCGUUGUCUUUGUAAUUUUUCCUUUGUGGAGAAACACAUAUGGACUUGUGCCAAAAUCAUCAGGUUCCAGGUUAGCUUUUGUUCUCUGGUGUCCAGUAAGAAGUCACUGCCCAGUUCCACCAAAAAGAAAGACAGAAGCUUACUGUGACCCAGUACUGUUUGAGAAACCAAAACUUAUGCUAAAAUGUGUGGGUAAUUACUCAAGCACCUGCAUUUUUAGAGCACAUUAUUCUGUAUGAAUGUGUAUUUAUUUGCUUGUUUAAUAGGAAGGAUGGGUGUGUUGGGGUCCAGCUUCAGUUUUUUUCCUGAAUGCUCCCAACUUCCAUUGUUGGCUUGUGCUUUGCUGGCAAACAGACUUUAGAGUUCACUCUGUGAAAUUUUGUUUAGUGAAUUUUAAAAAUUCAAAAUAUGCAAUUUUGGUAUGCGGGAUUUUUUUAGGAAAUGUGUGUUCAGUGAUUGUUCAUGCUUAACCACGAUGUAAAGGAGCCUGUAUGUUUUGUAAACAUGGAGCAGUCAUGAAUCCAAAGUUUCAUCUUUACUAAUGAAGCUCAUUCUGAAUAAAACGUUAGCAGGAAAAGAAUGAUA
This is a messenger RNA of Oenanthe melanoleuca, 5022 nucleotides long. It is a transcript of the gene RNF152, whose product is annotated as ring finger protein 152. Gene Ontology annotation, cellular component: lysosomal membrane; lysosome. The transcript is spliced from 3 exons. The coding region runs from base 689 to 1300 and encodes 203 amino acids. Gene Ontology annotation, biological process: apoptotic process; positive regulation of autophagy; cellular response to amino acid starvation. Lineage: Eukaryota; Metazoa; Chordata; Aves; Passeriformes; Muscicapidae. Gene Ontology annotation, molecular function: ubiquitin protein ligase activity. The record is from RefSeq and is a predicted model, not a curated record.